GUGUGUAUUAUCAGUAAUAGUUUAUUAGUCAUUGUAUAGAGACGUGUAGUGAUGAUAAGAGAGACGGAGAAAUAUGGGAGUGCCCAUGGUUAAGAGAUGUUGCUGCUGCGCCACUCUGCACACUGGGACCUUGAUUAUAGCCUAUCUGUACACGAUAUGGGCAUUACUGGAGCUGACUGGGUACAGUUUGCUAGUUACUCUUGCUCCUAUCGCUCGAGAAGGUACUGUGUCUGCUCAUCGGUACGUCUUGUAUAUCACAGCUGCUACUGUUAGCGGCAUACAUCUUUUAUGCUCUCUUCUUCUCAUUGUAGCAGCUUAUAAGAAAUUGGCGUCUCUAACUCUACCAUGGACCAUAGUGACGGGUAUUCUGACAGCGUUGUUCUUCGUUAUGUGUCUCACAGGCAUCAGUCUGAUCCUUCAGGACUCUGGGGAGACCCUUGAAAUAGAAAUCGUCGUAAUCGCUGUGCACCUUGCGCGAGCUUGCGUUUCAGUAUACAGCAUCAUAGUGGUUCACAGCCGUCACAAAGAGAUCAUGUACGAAGAAGAUGAAGCACGGUUUCAAGGCUCAGCAAGGAUGUACUAUCCUGUCAAAACCUCUGACCAUCCCGUAUAAUAUUUUUUAAUAUAUACUGCUUUUUGUGUGCCGAAUAUAGAUAUUAGAGAAUAUCAGAAAAAUUCCCAAAAUCUAAGGUCGAGAAGUGUGCAUUUGACGCUGUGUCAAAUGCUGCAUGCAUAUCCCUUUCCAACGAAGGCCUGCAAUUCUCAACAAUUUUAUGAAACGUAAAUGUUUAAGUUUAAUAAAAAAAAGUUUUGUUUCGACAUUUCUAAA
Pieris rapae (cabbage white) is the source of this 829-nucleotide messenger RNA. RefSeq lists its product as uncharacterized. NCBI's taxonomy places the organism in Eukaryota, Metazoa, Arthropoda, Insecta, Lepidoptera, Pieridae. Bases 74 to 613 code for a protein of 179 amino acids. The transcript has 4 exons. The record is from RefSeq and is a predicted model, not a curated record.